AUGCUUCAGGGAGAUCAGACAGAAAGACUGGGCAGAGGAGACGUGAUGAGGAGUCAACACGCAGGAGGAGUCGCUCUCGCAGCAGAGACAGUCAUGGCCAAACUCAAAGAGGUUCCCGACGCAGAGAUUAUAGCCCUCAGAGGCCUAGGAGCUCAAGGAGAAGUCCUGCUAGCCGCUGGGAGAGGUCUCCUGAUAGGAAAAGAAGGCGACAACAUGAACGAGGAUCUCCAGAGAGCCGAAGAUUAUCAAGGGACAGUUCCUCCAGAGGUAGAGGCAGGUCUAGAGACCAUUCUACUUCAGAGAGGAGGGGAUCAUGGGAGAGAUCUGCCAGAGAUAGAUCUCAGAAGACCUCUCACUCCUCAUGUGGCUCUGCUGGUGCUGCUGAUGCUUCCAACAUCCUAUGAUGUCAUAUUCUUGCUGUGCUGGAAAGGAGCCACAGAGGUCAACAAGGCCAAGUCAGAACUCAAGAGCAAGGGAGAGAGGGAAGGGUCAGAUGGAGAAAGGAAGCACAUGGAGAAGAUUUCAGCUGAAGAAAUGUUACAGGAAGAGCAGGUCCUGUUCAUACGGUGUUCUCCUGCAGAGCUUUUUUAUGAACGUGAUGAACAGAAUCCUCGUCUGAUGAAAGGCACCACCCAGUUGAAGAAGCUCUGUGAACAAUUCAAGGUGCAGCUUGGAACCAGAGUUGAGAGAAUCACUGGCCAGCAAUCCUCUGAAAAUUCUGAUGUAUCAUGCUCACUGCAUGUGGAGAGAUGUUCCCAUGAUGAUGGGGAGAGUGGACAUUCUGAGAGUGAAUCAAGUGAAGAAGAAGGUGAAUUGAAAAAUGAUACACAGGCUUCUGCCAUACUUGAAUUGGAACGAAAGCAGCAACAUCCUGAACGCCUUCAUUCAGAGCUUUGGCACAAUGAGCCUGGAGAAAUGAAUGAUAUGCCUGUCUGUCGCUGCAGUCUGAAGGCUAGGAAGACUGGCAUCAGGCAUGGCUUCUACGAAGGAGAAACUCAUGUGCCUCCAUGUGAACCUUUUUCCAAUAAUGUAUCUCGUCUGCAUCAUUACAGGAUCACCGUGUCUCCUCCAACUAAUUUUUUAGUGAAGACUCCAACUGUGAUCAAUCACGAUGGGCAUGAAUUCAUUUUUGAAGGUUUCUCCAUGUUGUCUCACUUCCCCCUGGAAAAAUUUCCAGUCUGUGGUAUCAUACGCUUCAAUAUUCGAUAUGCAAUUCAUUAUGUUGAAGAGAAGUUUCCUGAAAACUUCUGUGCUGAAGAGUUGAAUCUUUUCAGCAAGAUUCUGUUUCGUGAUAUCUUGGAGCUGUAUGAUUUGGACUUGAAAGCAGCUGGAGAUGAACAUGGAUGCAGCCAAUUCCAUUUUCUUCCCCGGUUUGUGCGGGAGCUGCCUGACCAUGGAAAGGAGAUUCUUUCCAUGUGCUAUGUGAUGCGGUACCUCCUUGAAGCAGAUCAAGACUUGAUUCCACCUGAGGAAAUAAAAAAUCUUGUUGAUCUUCCAGACAGUGAAUGGCAGAACUUUGCUGAUAAAGUGAAAGGCAUGAUAGUCACAUAUCCAGGCAAGAAGCCAAGUUCAGUGCGUGUUGACCAAUUAGACAGGGAACAGGAGAACCCAGAUGCCUUGCAGUAUCCACAACUAAUUCAUUUUGGGAUGAGACCCCUGCAGCUUAGUUAUGCUGGCAACCCCGAUUACCAGAGAGCAUGGAAGGAGUACCUGAAGUUCCGCUACCUGUUGGCUAACAGGCCAAAACCCAGUGAAACUGACAAGCACAAGCUUCAUGACCUUGAAAUGAAAGCUCAAAAGUUACGAUCCCAUUCCAAAUUGAAACGAGAGGUGACUAUUGCAUUGUCUGCUGAAGGCUUCAGGCGAACAGGCAUCUUCUGUGAUGUGAUUCAGCAUGCAAUGCUACUUCCUAUCCUCAUCUGUCAUUUGCGCUUCCAUCGCUCAUUGGACUCCCUUGAGCAACUGGUUAGUUAUCACUUCAAGAAUCGUUACCUACUUCAGCUGGCUCUCACUCAUCCAUCAUACAAAGGCAACUAUGGGACAAAUCGAGAUCAUGCUCGCAACUCUUUGACCAACUGUGGAAUCAGGCAGCUGGCAUAUGGUGAUCGUAUGAUUCACUUCCGGCGCAAACGGGGUAUCAACACCUUGAUCCACAUCAUGUCCCUGUUUGGACAAGAUAGAGAGACAGAUUCCAAUGUGACUCACUAUGAACGUCUGGAGUUCUUGGGGGAUGCAGUUGUGGAGUUCUUGUCAACCAUACAUCUCUUCUUCAUGUUCCCUGGCUUGGAGGAAGGUGGACUGGCCACAUACCGCAGUGCUCUAGUUCAGAAUAAACACCUGGCUGUUCUUGCCAAGAAGCUGAACUUGGAAAAGUACUUGUUGUAUGGACAUGGCUCUGAACUCUGUCAUGACUCAGAGCUCCGUCAUGCCCUGGCUAAUUCCUAUGAAGCUGUCAUGGCUGCCUUAUUCCUAGAUGGUGGCCUUCAAGUGGCAGAUCGAAUCUUCUCAGAAACUCUUUUUCAAGGAGAAAUGGACUUGUUGGAAGUAUGGAAUAACCUCCCACUUCAUCCUCUCCAGGAACAAGAGCCUUCAGGAGACAGGCAUUGGAUUGAGUCUAUCCCUUUUCUGAAGGAGCUGUUGAAAUUUGAGGAGUAUACUGGAUUAGAAUUCAAGCAUAUUCGACUCCUUGCAAGGGCUUUCACUGAUCACAGUAUUGGAUUCAAUAACCUCACCAUUGGUUCAAAUGAACGCUUGGAGUUCCUGGGAGACACAGUACUCCAAUUGAUUGUCUCGGAUUUUCUCUACAAGCAUUUCCCUGAUCAUCAUGAGGGCCAUCUCUCGCUUCUACGGAGUUCACUUGUGAACAAUAAAACACAGGCAGUGGUAUGUGAUGACAUUGGGUUGACGCGCUUUGCUAGAGCCAAGUUGUCAUUGAACAACUGGAAGACAAAAAGUAAAGCAGAUCUGUUGGAGGCUUUGCUUGGAGCUAUCUUCGUUGACCGGGGGAUGACACACUGUUACACCUUCUGCAAAGUCUGCUUCUUUCCACGUCUUCAAGAAUUCAUUGUCAAUCAGGACUGGAUUGAUCCUAAGUCCAAACUCCAACAAUGCUGCCUCACACUGAGGGGACUGAACUGUGAAGAACCCGACAUGCCUCUUUAUAAAGUGAUCGAGAGUAAAGGUCCUACCAAUAGGCGCACCUAUCGAGUGGCAGUGUAUUUCCGAGGCAAGAGAAUGGCUGAAGCAGUGAACAAUUCCAUCCAACAAGCAGAAAUGGAUGCAGCCAAGUUGGCUUUGAAAAAAUGGAGAGACUUAUUUCCUCAGCUGGAACACCAAGAGAGGGUUUUGAGGAAGCUGAAGCAGAAGAAGGGGAAAUAAGCUUCAGAGGAUGGCUAUGAACAUGAGUAUAACAGGUGCUCUGAGUUAUCUCCAGCAUCUUGCAACAGUUGUGCUGCCUACAUUAUGAGCAGAUAUUUCUUGUAAUAUUUAGC
Darwinula stevensoni is the source of this 3491-nucleotide messenger RNA. Lineage: Eukaryota; Metazoa; Arthropoda; Ostracoda; Podocopida; Darwinulidae. The record is from the annotation of a GenBank genome assembly.